Molecule: messenger RNA, 5394 nt
Organism: Angiostrongylus costaricensis
Lineage: Eukaryota; Metazoa; Nematoda; Chromadorea; Rhabditida; Metastrongylidae
Source: the annotation of a GenBank genome assembly
AUAAUAAGGUAUCAGUACAUAGCUAGUAUAUUUAUUCAUAACAGUUCGCCUUUUAAAGGCUGCGACGUUGUCCUCCGUCAGUCAUGGGGUACGCUAGUGACACCUGGUAGUACUCGCAAGCCGUAUCCGCCGGCCACUCAGUGCACGUACACAAUCGAACUGCCCGAAGGCUAUGUGGACCAAGCACUCAGUAUCCAGGCCAAUCUGUUCGACAUCGCGGCGGACGAUUUUGUAUACGAGGGGUCAACGAUGGGACGGGCUUUGCACGAUGGAUCUGGUUUUAAUAACGAUAGACAACCUCCAUCUCAGUUAGUGACGCGUCUUGGACGAGCUCUAGUAGUUCUACAGACCAGCCCUUUCACACAGGCGAUGGGAUUCAAUCUCACGUUUUCGCUCAAUUGCCCUGUCCUGAAAACUCCACCGUUAGUAUCUCUUUCAACGAAAGCGAACACUUACGGUGUUGUUGUCUCGUGUCCGGCUGGUUUUGAGUUUGCAUCUGGUCGAGGUCGAGCAUUCAACCUUCAUUGCCAACUGGGCGGAAGAUGGACAGAGAACACACUACCAAACUGUCAACCUGUCUACUGUUCGGCAGUACCACAAAUUGCUAAUGGUUUUGCGGUGUCAGCGACCAACGUUUCCUUUGGUGGUGUCGUCAAGUAUUCUUGUUACAAGGGAUUUGAAUUUCCUAGUGGUAGUCCCGUUGAAGAAGUUCGUUGUGGUAUGGAUGGCAAUUGGACAAAUGUACCAAAUUGUCGAGCUGCGGUGUGCUCGGCUUUAUUGCCAUUCACUAAUGGUGAGCGUUGGCUAGAAUUUGGAGACGGCACCGGAUACGGUACUAUAUUUCGCUUCAAAUGUCAUCCUGGCUAUCGACGUGAAGGUCCUGCUACAUUACUGUGUAAAACAGAUGGGCAGUGGUCAUUCGAGCAACCAAAAUGCGUCAAGGUCACGUGUGUUUCUCUACCACGAAUCGCAAACGGACAUUUAAGACAUCCUCGGCCGUUCCAGUUUGGUGAUGUAGCUCGUCUCCACUGUGAUGCUGGGUUUCGUGUGAACGGUCCUGAAGAAGUACGUUGUUGUCUUGCAAAUCAAUCUUUAUCGGCAGUGCCGUCGUGCCAUGACGUGAAUGAAUGUACUGAAGGUUUGGCACAGUGUCAAGAGGCUUCAACACAGUGUGUGAAUUUGCCUGGAGGGUACACUUGUCGGUGUUUGAGCGGCUUCCAGCCACAAUUGGUCUGUUCGUCUCCUUCUUCUUUGGUUAUUUCGACUGUGGUGAAAUCCGUUACUUUCCAUUUCACUGCCCCGAAAGUUAUCGAAAAAAUUGCGUUCUAUAAAGUAGCCAGUGGUGAGGUGACAUCAAUACGUAUUCGCUAUAGUGAAGAAGAUGGACUUCCGCUUCGUGAGUUGCUGGUGGAUGGAAAGAACGUAAUCCUUGUUCUUCCAUAUUCUAUCGAAUCUCGGAUAUUGGAAAUCACAAUUGCAUCAUUCAAAAACGAACUGGAAUUGCUUGGCUGUCAAAAAUCAUCUUGUGCAGAUGUGAACGAAUGCAUGACUGACAACGGACAUUGUGAUCAUAUAUGUAUUAAUAAACAAGGUUCAUACAAGUGUGGUUGUCGUGAAGGUUAUGACUUAUUCACUGAAGAUGGACAAGGAGGAAUUCAUUUGAAAGAUGAUGAAAGCGGUGAAAGCUCGCUGGAUGUUAUCAAAUAUAACAGAACUUGCAUUCCCCGUUCUUGUCCACCCGUUUAUUCGCCAGAGAACGGAAAGCUCUUGAGCACACUUAAGAAAUUUCAAUACCCAGUUGUAGUAGAAUUCCAGUGCAACUUUGGAUACCAGAUGAUGGGUCCAGAUUUUAUCCAGUGCCUUUCGGAUGGGAGUUGGAAUGGCACCGCACCCUUCUGUCUACCGGCCACAUGUCAAGGUUUGAAAAACAAUUCAGCUGUUGGUCUGUUCGUUUCUCCAGAAAAUAGCACUAUUGCUUAUGGGCACAACGUCACCAUAGUAUGUACUCAACAGAACAGACCAGCCCGGGCGUUUCCACUUGCAUCCUUCCGUGAAUGUGUCUUCGAUCCGCGACCAGACGGUCGCGAAUACUGGCUUUCAGGCCCGGCUAUUGAUUGCCCAUUUGUCAAUUGCGGACCACCUCCUGCACUUGCUGGUGUAGUCUACGAAGGAGAUCACGAAGGAUCAGUGCUUACUUUCACCUGCCGCCCACCGUAUUUCAUAGUGGGGAAAUCAACUGCAGGUGACAAAAGCAUUCGAUGUGGUGUAGAUGGUUCUUGGGACCUCGGUGAUUUACGAUGUGAAGGACCGGUAUGUGUUGAUCCUGGUUUCCCUGACGAUGGUUUUAUUGAACUUGAUAGCGUUGAGGAAGGAGCAGUGGCGAGGUUUUCGUGUAAUAGAAAGGGAUACCGUCCUUUUCCUUCACCCUCAAUACAAUGCGUGUUGGGCGCUGCAUGUGUGCUUAGUGAAGAUGUCGGUAUUUCUUCUGGAUUCAUUCCGGAUGGAGCGUUCGCAGAUAAUUCGGACAGUACAAAUUGGGGUUACGAGCCACAUAAGGCACGACUGUCAUCAACUGGCUGGUGUGGCUCCAAAGAUGCAUUCAUAUUCUUGAGUGUUGACUUGCAACGGAUUUAUACACUGACAACAUUACGAUUGGCAGGCGUGGCUGGUAGCGGCUAUCUUAGAGGACAUGUUACGAAAAUGCAACUAUUCUACAAAACGCAGUUCAGUCAAAACUACGACACAUAUCCUAUGGAAUUUGAAACACCUCCAAAAAACCAUAAUGCCAUGCAUCAGUUCGAGCUCACACCUCCUCUUCGUGGUCGUUAUAUUUUGCUAGGAGUUACUGAAUAUGAAGAAAAUCCAUGCAUUCGAUUUGAUCUGCUUGGAUGCCUUGCCCCAAUGACUAUUUCACAUGAGAUACCGUCACAUCUACAGGUGGGAUGGAAUGCUUCAGUGCCGCAGUGCAUGGAUGCAGAACCGCCAUUGUUCCAAAACUGUCCGUUGGACGAAGUGUUCACUGAAACCGAUGAAAAUGGACAAAUAAAUCCAGUACAUUACGAGGAACCAAAAGCUGAAGACAACAGUGGGCGAAUAGCAUACGUAAAAGUUGAGCCCGUUGGAUUUUCAUCUGGUCGGUUGAUCACUUCCGAUGUCGAUGUUAUUUACACAGCUUUUGACGAUGCUGGUAAUACAGCUCAGUGCGUUGUGAAAUUACGGUUACCUGACACGAUCCCACCUGUGAUGAAAUGUCCAGAUUCAUACGAGCUGUCAGCGUUUGAACCAAAAAUGAAUGUGAUUUUUAACUUGACCAGCGUGCCGAUGGUAAUUCAGGACGUGUCAAACAUCACUGAGGUGAUAUUUAAUCCAGCCGAAGCUGUGCUCGAACCUGGCGAAUUUGUCGAGGUUGAAGUGACAGCAACUGAUGCGCUAGCGAAUCGAAACCAGUGCAAAUUUCAAGUAGCUUAUAUUUACGAGAAGUGUUCGAUGGAGUCGCUGUCUUCAGCUGAGCAUGUGCUGAAAAAUUGCACUAAGAAGGACAGCACCGUGCUUUGCACGAUUACUUGUGAAGAUGGAUAUCGAUUUGUUGAUGAGGAAAAGGUUGAGAAGUCGUUCACAUGUGUGUCAGGAAGUUGGUCACCUUCUGGUAUUGCUCCCGCUUGUGUUCCAGUCGGUAAAGAACCUGCUCGCUACGAUUUUAAUGUGGCUGUCAAUUACCCAGCUACUUCACCUGCUCCAGAACAUUGUUUAAAGGGAUAUGCUUCACUUGUUGCUGAAUCCUUCGACUCUCUUGAUGAGGUGCUUAGUCAAAGGUGCUCGAGUUCAGUUCAAGUUUUUGUGCGAUUCCUGAAUGCAGAGUUUAUUAACGGAAAUGGAGUGAUUGUCGGUAACUACACAAUCCAGAUUCUUCCUACCGUUCUCCAAAGUGUGUUCUAUGAUCUCUGCGGUCUCACACUUAGGACCAUUUUUGAUUUAGGAAUACCAGGUAAGUAUUUUUCUAUAAGCAGGACAUCGACAAGUCAGGGAUUCAGUUGUGCAGAUGGAGAAGUGUUGCGGCAACGUAGUGACCAGCUAUCGGAAUGCUUGCCUUGUUCACCUGGCUCUGUGAACGUGAACAACACUUGCGUUCAGUGUCCACUGGGUUCAUAUCAGGAUGAGCGCGGACAGGUAGCGUGCAAAGCAUGCCCUGAAGGAACGUUUACUCUGUAUGAAGGAGCACACUCUGAAAAAAGUUGUCUAGCCAUGUGCGCUAAUGGCAUGUAUAGUCAAACUGGAUUGGUUCCGUGUCAGUUGUGUCCACGUCAUACGUUCUCUGGGACACCUAUUGCUGGUGGUUUUAAGAAAUGCACACCGUGUUCCUCUGGAACUUACACUGCGCGACUUGGUUCUAGUGGUCCAUCGCAUUGCAAAAAACCAUGCCAACCAGGGACGUUUAGUCUGUCGGGUCUCGAUCCUUGUUCUCCAUGUCCGCUUCAUCAUUACCAACCGGCUCUAGGACAACAGCGGUGUCUGCAAUGCUCAAACCAGACGGCGACGACAAGCGGCGGUCAGGACGCUGAAUCCGCUUGUGAAGCAGUCGACUGUGCUGCGAAACAGUGCGUGAAUAAGGCAGAAUGUGUGGUCCGAAAUCAUCGGGCGGUUUGUGAGUGUCGUCCGGGCUUCGUCGGUGAGCGAUGUGAGCUAAUAGAGCCCGUCUGUGCAUCAGCUCCUUGCUACAACGGCGGCUCAUGCGAAGCUAUUGCCGGUUCAUUCAGAUGCAUAUGUCCACAGAAUUUCACCGGUGCUCGUUGCCAAUUCGGAAUAAAUGAAUGUGUCGGUGUAUCAUGUCCGAACGGUGGUGUUUGUCAUGACUUACCUGGUUUUGGUACUACAAAAUGCCUCUGUUGCAGGACCGGCUUUGCUGGCCCGGAAUGCGCGGAAAUUGAGGAUAUCUGUUCGUCUGCAAAUCCAUGCCAUAACGGUGCCGACUGUAUUCCGCUACAAUUGGGACGAUUCAAAUGCAAGUGUUUACCCGGAUGGGAAGGGCCCACAUGUGACAUCAAUAUCGCAAACACCGCUUGUCUUGUAGCUAGAACAAGUUUCAGUUCUCUCUUCUUAAGCAACGACUUGGUGAUGGGCUUUAUACGACUCCAGCCUCCUGUUUUAAAAAACUGGAGCCACUUCUGCUUAGCUUUAAAUUCUUCGAGUUCGCUCAGGUCUUCCUUGAACUUCCAUUCAUGUAAUGAAAGGUUUCCACGCCUAGAAUGUGCUCGACAACUUGUCUUUUUAUCGUUCGUCUGCAAUAGUUCGUUUCCAACUUAUGGCCGGACUGGAUCUUCGCAUCGAAGACGACAACUAAAUGCUUUCUUCUCUUUGCGAGCAUUUGAUCGAUCUCGUCAUCAUUUAUGCCAUUAG